AUGUCUUCACAAAAAGAAGAUCGAAAACCAGAAUCAGAGCUUCCCUUGAGAGAAAUCCCCGGGGACGAUGGCGUACCCUUCCUUGGGCCCAUCAAAGAUCGCCUAGACUAUUUCUACAACCAAGGCAGAGACAACUUCUUCAUCUCCCGAAUCCUAAAGCACCAAUCCACAGUCUUUAGGACAAACAUGCCUCCUGGUCCCCUCAUUGCUUCAAACCCCAACGUCGUCGUUCUCCUCGAUGCCAAAAGCUUCCCCGUUCUCUUGGACACUUCCAAAGUCGAAAAACGAGACGUAUUCACGGGAACUUACAUGUCCUCGACCGCCUUCACCGGUGGCUACCGCAUUUGCUCUUAUCUCGACCCCUCCGAGCCGGACCAUGCAGCUCUCAAGUACUGGUUCUUGUCCCAGCUCUCCACUCGCAAAGACAGAGUUAUACCACUCUUUCGAAACCACUUGUCCGACCACUUCCUCAAACUCGAGGGCCAAUUGUUCAAAAAUGGUGAAGCAGACUUCAACAAACUAAACGACCAAAUGUCCUUCAAUUUCAUCUUUGAGCUCUUUUGCGACAGACCACCAUCGGACACAACUUUGAGGACCAAGGGUCCAAUCUUUGUGUCCCUCUGGCUCUUGCCCCAGCUUUCUCCUCAGAUAACACUAGGGUUGCCCAAGUUUCUAAACUUUGUCGAAGAUUUCUUGCUGCACACUGUUCCAUUUCCUGCUCUUCUUGUCAAACCAUUCUACAACAAGCUUUACAAUGUCUUUUGGGACUCCGCAACUUCGGCUUUGGACGAGGCCGAGAGGCUUGAGAUUCCGAGAGACGAGGCUUGCCACAACCUGGUGUUCUUGGUAUGCUUCAAUGCUUAUGGGGGCAUGAAGCUUUUGUUCCCUGCUUUGUUGAAGUGGGUUGGAAUAGCAGGACAGUACUUACACCGCCAACUCCGUAAUGAAAUCAGAACCGCUGUUAAAGAGGCCGGAGGAAAGGUAACCCUAUCAGCAUUGGAGAAGAUGACCUUGACAAAAUCGGUGGUUUAUGAAGCCCUGAGGAUUGAGCCGCCGGUGCCAUUCCAGUACGGUAAGGCCAAGAGGGACAUGAUAGUCCACAGCCAUGAUGCUGCGUUUGAGAUCAAGGAAGGGGAGAUGUUGUUUGGUUACCAAACUAUAGCAGAAAGGGAUCCGAAGAUUUUCGAGAAUCCUAAUGAGUUUGUGGGAGAUAGGUUUGUUGGGGAGGGAGAGAAGCUGUUGGAGUACGUGUGGUGGUCCAACGGCCAGGAGACGAAGAGUCCGACGGUGGAGGAUAAACAGUGUGCAGGGAAAGAUCUGGUUGUGCUCAUGAAUAGGAUUCUGUUGGUAGAGUUCUUCCUUCGUUAUGAUACUUUCAUUGUUGACGUGGGGAUAUCUUUGUUGGGACCAAAAGUGACGUUCAAAACGUUGAUAGAAAAUGCAGCAUAUAUUGAUUAG
Messenger RNA from Rosa rugosa (rugosa rose), 1458 nucleotides. RefSeq names its product allene oxide synthase-like. The transcript has a single exon. The record is from RefSeq and is a predicted model, not a curated record. Gene Ontology annotation, biological process: sterol metabolic process. Gene Ontology annotation, molecular function: iron ion binding; oxidoreductase activity, acting on paired donors, with incorporation or reduction of molecular oxygen; heme binding. Bases 1 to 1458 code for a protein of 485 amino acids. NCBI's taxonomy places the organism in Eukaryota, Viridiplantae, Streptophyta, Magnoliopsida, Rosales, Rosaceae.